AUGUUGAGGAUCACACAGGCUGUAGAACUCCUAAUGCAAAUGUUUGAUAAGUACAUUGAAAGAGAAGAUGUCUGGAACACCCUGACCGAGCGAGAACUAGUUGAACUGGUCCGCAAAGAGUACCCUGAGGCAGACAAAAACUCAGCUGAAGUGGACAGUAUCCUCAAAAAGCUUGAUGCUGACAGUGAUGGCCAAGUUACUUUCAAGAAGGUUUUCCAUAUUGUAAAAGACUCCAACCUAAUGUCCAGCACAUCAGAGAUCACACAGGCAAUGCAACUCUUCAAGGCUACCUUCGAUGACUACGCUCAAAAGAACAAAGACAAAAAUAGAAAUGUGUUUACUGCAGCACAAAGAGUUUCCUGA
Molecule: messenger RNA, 363 nt
Organism: Epinephelus lanceolatus (giant grouper)
Lineage: Eukaryota; Metazoa; Chordata; Actinopteri; Perciformes; Serranidae
Source: RefSeq, a predicted model, not a curated record